Messenger RNA from Myzus persicae (green peach aphid), 2097 nucleotides. It is a transcript of the gene ZnT63C, whose product is annotated as zinc transporter 1. Bases 16 to 1677 code for a protein of 553 amino acids. Gene Ontology annotation, molecular function: zinc ion transmembrane transporter activity. Gene Ontology annotation, cellular component: membrane. Gene Ontology annotation, biological process: intracellular zinc ion homeostasis; detoxification of zinc ion; zinc ion transmembrane transport. The record is from RefSeq and is a predicted model, not a curated record. Lineage: Eukaryota; Metazoa; Arthropoda; Insecta; Hemiptera; Aphididae. The transcript has 9 exons.
UACCGGGUAACGAGUAUGCGGUUUCUCCACUCCGCGAGGAGCGUUGAUGCACGACUGCGCACGACGCAGCGGUACACCUCGAGGCCCGCCGGCCGCCUGGCACUUAGUUCGGCACUGCGCAGCGUCCGGUUGAGUAUCGCGUCCGUCGAUCAUUCUUCGCCGCGCGCAUUUGCACCAGUCGCGAUCGUGUGUGCUGUGUCCACCAUCAGCAGACCAGCCGUCGACGAUUCGUUUUUCGCUUUUGCCGUCAUCUGCAGACGACGAUCACGAACAGACAGACGGACACCUCCAUCGAUCGACGCUACGAUCACGACGACAGAUAGUUCUACACAAUAUCUCGAAAGUACAUUAUUAAAAAUGGGUCGAUACAGCGGGAAAAAAUGCAGACUCAUCACCAUGUUUUGGCUGACGACGUUUUUCUUUUUGGUAGAGAUCAUCGUCGGCUAUAUAACCAACUCGAUGGCCCUUGUCGCGGACAGCUUUCACAUGCUCAGCGACGUCGCGGCAUUGGUGGUCGCAUAUUUAUCGGUUAAAAUGUCUCCAAAAAAAUGGUCAAAAAACACAUUUGGAUGGGCUAGAGCUGAAGUACUUGGAGCACUUGUAAAUGCUGUGUUUUUGGUAGCUUUGUGUUUUUCAAUUACGGUUGAGGCUUGUAAGAGGUUUAUUGAAGUAGAGACCAUUCACAAUCCUAAAUUCAUUGUUGUGGUUGGAGUUUUGGGAUUAUUUGUCAAUAUUUUGGGUUUAUUUUUGUUUCAUGCUCAUGGUGGAGGAGGACAUGGACAUUCACAUGGUGGUAUAUCUCGCAGCCACACACGAUUAACUCAAUUAGUAAGCGCUGGAGCAAGUGCAAAUGCUACUGAUGAUAAUGAUAAUGAUCAUCGUUUUAAUGUACCACUUAAUCACACCCAUGAAUCUUCUGCUGGUCAUAUGAAUAUGAGAGGUGUAUUUUUACAUCUUCUAGCUGAUGCAUUAGGUUCAGUCAUCGUAAUUGUAUCAGCUUUGAUUGUGUGGUUGACUGAUUGGGAAUACCGUGAUUACAUUGAUCCUGCUUUGAGUUUGUUAAUGGUGAUUAUUAUCUUACACUCAGUGUGGCCAUUGUUACAAGAGUCUGCACUUAUACUCCUUCAGACUGUUCCUACCCAUAUUCAAGUAGACGCCAUCCAGAAACGACUUUUAGACAGAGUGGAUGGAGUUUUAGCUGUACAUGAGUUCCAUGUGUGGCAAUUGGCUGGAGAUAGAAUCAUAGCAUCUGCACAUAUCAGGUGUAGGAAUUUGCCAGAAUAUAUGAAGUUAGCAGAAAAAGUUAAAGAAUUUUUCCAUAAUGAAGGUAUACAUUCAACUACCAUCCAGCCCGAAUUCGUGGAAGUUGAAGUUACUGAAAAUAGGAAUGAAAAUCAGACUCCUACUGAAGACUGUGUAUUAGAUUGUCCUAAAACUGACAUACCGUGUCAAUUGCAAACAUGUUGCGGCCCAUCAAAACAGGGUCGUGACACACCAUCCCCUGUUGACACACCAUAUUUGUGUCGACAACGUAAUACUACUUCUGUUACCAUUGACGCCACCAACAAUUUACAGACUGCCAAUACUCAGGAGAGUGAGAUGGAAAGUGGUGCACUAUUGGGUGAUAGAAUUAACAAUAUCCGUACUUCUACAGGAGGAUUUAUCACUGGUGGAUAGUAUUUUUUCUAAAUAAUGACAAUUUUUGUUUUUUUUUUCAUAUAUUAUAUUAGCUUAUUAUUAUGAUGAUGAAUAACUUAGCACAUGGUUGCAAUUGUACCUAUUACAUCAACAAGACUUACCAUGUAAAAAAAUAAACAACAAAAUAAUAAUAUAUAUUUGCUAUGAAUAUAAUACAUUUAGUGAGAUAUGUAUUACCCCUUGUAAUGCGCAAUGUUAGAAGAUCAAAAUUAUAUGUGCUCUACACGUACGUUUAUGUAAACAUCAACAAAAUAAUUUUAAGUUUAUUAUAUUUUUUAAACAAUUGUAAUGACUUAUUAAUGCUCAAUUGUUGACAUUUACCAUAGAUCUGUAUUUGUUUGAUGAUGUAAUAUUGGAUGAGCGUUGUAAAUAAAACCAAAACCUUUAUAAACAUUUCAA